Molecule: messenger RNA, 2403 nt
Organism: Rotaria socialis
Lineage: Eukaryota; Metazoa; Rotifera; Eurotatoria; Philodinida; Philodinidae
Source: the annotation of a GenBank genome assembly
AUGGCAGCAUCGAUCGAACGAGAUAAGAUUAAUCAUCAAUUAGUAAAUGAAAUAUUUGACCGAUUAUUAAAGUUUGGUAUUGAAUCUGAUCGUCGAGUAUUCUGCCAACGAUUAAAAGCAAUAUGGCAAGAACAAAGCAUCUUUUGCCAAUCACAUCCAACAAUUACAAAUCAAAUACUUGAUUUAUAUAAAUUAUAUCAUCUUGUUCAAGAAAAACAAGGCUAUUUAGAGAUAACAACAAAUCGUGGGUGGAAAGAAAUAUCAAAUGUAUUAGGCUUUGGUGAUUCUGGUUCAGCUGCAUAUAGUGUAAAACGAAAUUAUGUUCGACUUGGGUUAUUAGCUUAUGAAUGUCAAUAUGAUCGAACUGAUCUUGAUCCACGUUCAGUUAUUGAACUAUCUGAAAUGCCUCAUACAGUAAAAAAGAGAAAACGUGGAAAUCCUUCAUCAACAUUAACGACACAUACCAUUACUAAGACUAAUAAACAACAACUUCCAAUACUUUCAAGCCAACACGAACACGAUGAUGUAAAAAAACCAUUAGCAUCCUCAAUCGAUAUUCAUACGUUUUCAAAAAAUUCUUCUCGCUAUCAAAACUUAUCAACAUCAUCAUAUCGUCUUACACCACAACAAAUGCCAAUCAAUGAUUUUCAACGUUUUCCUUAUGUAUUACGUGCUGGUUGUUUAGCUGAGAGUAAUAAAUAUUUAGAUACACUACUUGUUUGGCUUAGUGAUCAACAUACAGCUUCUUAUUUUAAUUUAAAAUCUCUACCGGGUCUAUUUAAUGCUAUUAUGGAACAAUAUACUGCUUGUCUUUACGAAUUGUAUGGCCAAUCAUUUCUACAGCCAUCAUCUACGAAUGAUUAUUAUGUGAAUUGGUUUCUUCAAUCAAAUUUACGAAUUAAUGAUAGUACCAUAGGACCCAAUUCAAAUCAACAACGUUUAGAAUCACUAUUCUAUGGCACACAUCGUUACGUUCUCAAAAGGUUAAUACAAACAUCUAUCAAAUCAAAAUUCAAUAGUAAUUCAGAUAAGGUCAAUCCAAAUGCAUUACUUUCGUCUUCUCCAUCAGAACUAGUCGAUACUUGUGAAAAUAGUUCAUUGUUUGAUCCAAGUUUUUCUAGUCGACGACGGAACCCGGUAAAAUUCUAUACCAAUGAUACAUCAACAAAACAAAUCCUAUCAUCAAUAGAAGACUCUAUGCAAGACAACAAUCAGCAACAAUCAUCACAAGAUCAACAAAGUCAACGUUAUCGUUCUAUCAUGAUACGAUGUUCUUGUCUUACAACAAUAGUACGAAAUUUAUCAUUUAUUGAAGAAAAUCAAUAUUUAGCUAAUGAUCGUCGAUUAUUAGAUAUUCUCGAGCGAAUAUUAAAUUGUCAUCAUGACGAGGUGCACGAAAUAUUUGAUUAUGACUUGCAUUCACAUGAACAAUGCUACGAUACAUGUUCGAAUUGCUUGGGGAUAGUUAAUUAUGAUGACAAGCAAUUAGAAUCAUCAACGGACUCUAUCAUUCAGCUUGAAAAUGUUGAUUUAUCGAAUGAUUUCUGUCAAAAAUUCACAAAAGCUUCUACCGACACUAAAAUCGAUGAUCCACUUUCUUGUAUAACUGAUGAUAAUAAACAACAUUUAAUGUAUCUUCUUGAUAAUACAUUUAUUACACUUUCAAAUUUAUCCACAUUUAUUAAUUUUCGCCAUUGUUAUUCGUCGACACGAUGUCAAUUUAUAAAUACUCUUAUUCAUUGGAUUUUAUGUUCAUUAUCAUUAGCAAAUGAGCCAUUUAUUUCCAUGAUAAGCGAAGAUGAACUUCCGAAAAAUUCAACAAUAAACAAUAAAAACAAAGAAAGUAUCUAUAUUUCACCACGUCAAAUAUCAUUACAAAUUUUAGCUAAAUUAUGCACAAACGAAAUAAAUGUUGAUUUUAUUUUACUUGAUUUAAAUAUAGAGAAACUUCGAAUUUUAAGUCAUGCUCUUCUUUCUCUUAUGAAUACGCCAAAUCAACAAGAUAUAAAUCGUGAAUAUUGUUUAAUCAUUAUUUGUUCGUUAUGCAAACGUAACCAACAGUUAGUUGAAUUUUUCUGUGCACAUGCGAUUUGUAUUGAAUUAAUAUUUAAUUAUCUUGAACUAUAUGAAUAUAAUCAACAACAAUAUUUAAUAGCAACACUAACAUCAUGUUGUAAUGCAACAACAUCAUCAAUAACAAUACCGAUAAAUAAUAUAAUUAAUCAUUCGAUUGAUAUGAUGAUUGAUUCAUGUAUUCAACUUUUAUUAUUAUUUGCUCCGAUUCAAGAAAAAAAUUGUUUAAAAUUAUUUGAAUAUAAACUACUCAAUAUGUCAUCGUCAAUUUAUUUCGAACAGAGAAUAUUAAAAGCUUUUGCUAAUAUAUUAUAUAUGAUGAAAUUGUAA